Molecule: messenger RNA, 2817 nt
Organism: Ciona intestinalis (vase tunicate)
Lineage: Eukaryota; Metazoa; Chordata; Ascidiacea; Phlebobranchia; Cionidae
Source: RefSeq, a predicted model, not a curated record
GAAUAAAAAUGUGUGUCUCAUCUUCCCCCAUCCUCCUAUAUCUUACGAUCUGUUUAGGUGAAAUAAAUUAACAAUUAUAUUUUGGCCGAAGAAACACUACACGCGAUUGCUCAACCAACUGUUUGUGUCCGAAACAGUGUCCCGUAAAUUCUUACCCACUCAGUAGAAUAACUGACGACCGAAAGCAAACAACUAUGAAGUAAAGUUGCUACAGGAGGCGUACCGACGCAGGUCACAUCAGUACAUAGAGUUCAACGCGAAAAAGGCGACGCAAAGAAGUUGUGUCGUGCGGGCUUUAUCUUUAUAUUUAGUGGAACGUUGUUCAAAUUCGUCAUAAACUGAAAAACGUGUCUCUGAAUUUAAAUGCUCUUUAAAAAGGCUUUGAGUUUUUUCAGAAAUUAUUAUUCAGUUUCAUUAGAACUAAAAUUAAACAGACAAUUUAAAAAAAUAUUUUCCAUUUACAAUUUAAGUCAGGGUCUGUUGUAUAAGUGCGAUGCCAAACGAAAGUGACUAUCCUGCUGUAUUAGAACAACUAAUCGAAGAGUCGUUAGGAGACAGAUGUUUCAACUUAACACAAGAUUAUGUCAUAGAAGACGCUGGUAGCGCAUAUGAUAGCGACUACUACAAUGACGAAUAUCUCGAUUACAGUGGCAACCAGCAACCACCUGCAGAUUGCUUUUUUCUACAGACAAAACCAGAAGAAGUCCACCAAACAAUGUGCAAAUACAUGAAAUACAAGGAACAAUGCGAAAAAAGCCUUAACGAAACAUUGAAAAACUUUGAAAACCAAACGUUCUGUCCUGGUUUCUUUGAUAGACAAAUAUGUUGGCCUCAUACUCCAGCUGGACAGCUAUCCACUGAACCUUGUCCUUCCUAUAUUGAAUGGAGAAAUGAAUCGCUUGUUGCGUAUCGAUUUUGUGAAUUCGAUGGUUCUUGGAUGGUUCGAAAUGACACAGGACAAAGUGUUCAGUGGGUGAACAGAAUACAAUGUGAUGUGGCAACAAAUGGACUUCAAUACGAGCUUGGACCACUUGAGGGGGGACCAAAACACAACGAUAUUUUUGACGUAGUAAUAAAGAUAUACACGGCGGGCUACAUCUUUUCCCUUGUGUGCAUGGUCAUUGCAUUAUUCAUUCUAAUGUUUUUCAAAAAGCUUCAUUGCACCAGAAACUAUAUCCACAUGAACCUAAUGUUAUCAUUCAUCGUUCGCUACGUGGCAGUCAUGGUUAAAGACAAAGUACUAGAAGAUCAUUACGCCGUUGGUCAAACCAACCUUACCCAAAUGGAAAUGUCGCAAUAUUGUGACGAUGUGGCUGGAACUGAUGGACUAAUGGUCAGCUGUCGACUAGUAAUAACUUUAAUGCAUUAUGCCAUAAUUGCCAAUUACUUCUGGUUGUUGGUUGAAGGCGUAUAUCUUCAGUUACUACUAGUGUUUGUGAUGACGGAAUACAAAUACUUUCCAAUAUUUAUGGCAUUCGGAUGGGGCGCUCCUUGGAUACCGAUUGGCAUAUGGGUCGCUUUUCGGAUAACGUUUGAAAAUGUUGGGUGCUGGGAAAUCUACAACGCUUUACGAACUUGGUGGAUACUGAGUGCCCCAAUUCUCAUAUCAAUUGCUAUCAAUUUUAUAAUUUUCAUCAACAUUAUACGAAUGAUCGUAUCCAAGCUGAGGGCAAACAACAUGACGAGAUCGGAUUACAAAUAUCGGCUUGCUCGUUCCACACUUGCCCUUAUUCCUUUACUUGGCAUUCAUUACAUUAUAUUUAUGGGCGUCAGUGACUCGGUAACAAACAGUACUAUCACAAAAACAAAGUUUGCAUUUGAACUCAUACUAACGUCGUUGCAGGGGAGUAUUAUCGCCAUCCUAUAUUGUUUUCUUAACGGAGAAGUUCAAACCGAGAUUCGAAAAUGUUGGCGAAACUGGCGUUGGAGUCACAGAUUACCAGCAGCGUCGGGAAAGUUCUCUACAUAUCGUAGCGACGUCCAGAUGACGUCAAUUACUUACGCACAUUCCAUUGACAAAGGUGACGCACAUGAAACGUCACUGUUAUCACCCAACAAUAAACAUGACCAUGUUGAUAAUAAACGCAGCUCUACCGCUAGCUGUGUCAGUGAUCAGCAAACGAAGAUAGGCGAUUCUUCACGGUUGAUGUGUAACGGGAACGGUUCACCGAGUAAACAACUAGUUGUGUAAAGUGUAUCUUUAUUCACCUUUAUAUUCAAGUUUUCAGUUGAUAAAAAUAUCAACUUAUGUUCUGUUUCACAACAAAGUUGUUAAUUGUUGCAAUUAACAAAUACCCGACGGGAAUGUUCCGAGAGUUUCAAUAGUUCCAGCAACUUGAAUUCACUUGUAGUAGGGUGGGAUAAACUAGUACUUUUGAGUUUUUAAAAACCAUUUUCUUUUUCUACACUUAAAACCUGUCAUAUAUUUUAAAUAUUUAAGUGUUGGGCAAUAUUAGAUUAAGCCUUAAGGCUUCCAGCUCGUACCCCAUCCUACUAUGUUAUUUUUAUUUAUUUUUACAAUGCACACCAGCCAUGUAUACGUUUCUUCUAACUUAUAAAACAAAAUUUAAAGUUUAGUUCCUAUUUUUAAUAUCAGUGAUAACAUCUAAGACUUGAAAUAAUAACAACAUCGCCAAUACGUUUACAUUUUGGGAAUAUCACAAGCUACCUCAUGGAAUAAAACGCCAACCGAACCCUUUUUUCAAAUGAAAUGAAUUUGGCGCUUAAAUAGAUGAUAAGCUCUCUACAUAUUAAUUUGUACAUAGGAACGUUUUGGUGUGGUAAUUUAAACUGUAGUAAAUUAUUGUAUUACAUUGG